UUCUGAGCAGGAAGGGAUUAAAGAAUGUGAAUACACUCAGGGAUUCCGCCUGCUUCUUUCAUUGUGCAGCAUCUUUAGCCAGGGCUUUGUUUAUAACUGGAUAGGGCUCACAGGGGGAGGGAACUUUGUGACUCAGACUAAGACAUUUGCUAUAACUAGUGGCACAGAUGAAACAGAGGCAGCGAGCGAGAGAGGGAGAGGGGCAGACCCAGAGAGCAGAGAGGAGAGCAGUCAGAAGUAGGUUCAUUGUAAACCUCACAUCCACAAACAAGUCCAGCCUCAAGCUCGCAAAUACAACUCAUCUUUCAAAAUGCCCAACUUCGCUGGUACCUGGAAAAUGAAGAGCAGUGAGAAUUUCGAUGAACUUCUUAAAGCUCUUGGUGUGAACGCCAUGCUGAGGAAGGUGGCAGGGGCAGCAGCUUCCAAACCCCAUGUGGAGAUCAAACAGAACAGCGAACAAUUUUACAUCAAGACCUCCACCACUGUCCGAACCACCGAGAUCAACUUCCAGAUCGGGGUGGAGUUCGAGGAGGAAACCGUGGACGGCAGGAAGUGCAGGAGCCUGGCGACCUGGGAGACUGAGAAUAAGAUGUAUUGUAAGCAGACCCUUAUUGAUGGAGACGGUCCCAAAACGUACUGGACAAGAGAGCUGACGGGGGACGAAUUGAUCUUGACCUUCGGUGCGGACGAUGUGGUGUGCACACGGAUUUAUUUACGAGGGUGAAGACACUAGUGAGUUAUCGAAUGGGCGACGUUCAGGACUACAAGAAGCAAACUCCCCCCCCCCCACAUCUGAAUCUCACUGUGUUGUUUUGUGCAAUGGCAGUAUCUAAAGCCAUUAAGAGUAAUCAUUGUAAUAUUCUCAAACCCGCAAUGUUGAGUGAUAGCAGUUGUAAACACUAUAACCACAAGCCUGAGUUCAUUGUGAUUUUUCUCUGCAAUGUGUUUUUUUUUUUUGUUUUUUUUUGUAUGGUUAGAACUAUGUGAUAUACGUCCACAUUACAAAAUAAAAAGGCUCUGCUCUU
Molecule: messenger RNA, 1025 nt
Organism: Polyodon spathula (Mississippi paddlefish)
Lineage: Eukaryota; Metazoa; Chordata; Actinopteri; Acipenseriformes; Polyodontidae
Product: cellular retinoic acid-binding protein 1
Exons: 4
Coding region: 311-724 (137 amino acids)
Biological process (GO): fatty acid transport
Cellular component (GO): nucleus; cytosol
Molecular function (GO): fatty acid binding
Source: RefSeq, a predicted model, not a curated record